AAUGUGGUUGUCACGGGCAGUGCACAUGGGCAACAGCAGCUUUCUUCUGGGCCUCAGAAUCCUGAUCCUGGCUGCUGGGGCCAUCCUGCUUGCCAUCAGCCGUCGCCAAUGGGAUCACUUGUGGCCAUGGGGCCCACUUGGUUCCAGCACUGGUGGUGCCUGUCCCCAGAAAGGUGACUGUGCCACAAUGAUGUUCCCACAGGGUGAUGGCCAGGGCAAGCAACAGCGCAGAUGGAGGCGGCGAUUUUGGGCAGCAAAGCCAUGUAACGCUGUGUCCCCCCUGUGCGGGCCCUGGCGCUGCAGGCCCGGCUGCACCCACUGCAUCAAGGCUGUGCAGGAGCUGCAGGAGCUGGUGCUGUCAGCGUGGGCUGGGAGAGGAGCUGCAGCCGCUCUGGAUGCUGGCACGUGGCAGGCGCUAUGGCAGGACCUGGAGGAGCUGGUGGAGCAGGGAGAGCUGAGCUGCUGCGGCUCCCCCAGUUACCCCGAGAGCAUCAGUCCCUCCAAGAACCUGACAGCAACGCUCCUGACUCGAGAUGGAGGAGUUCCUAUGGAGGUGAGGUCUGUUUACUCCCUCGACCACACGUGUGCUGGCAGAGUCUCUUCAGCCCUGAAGAUGCACGUGGCUCAGAAAGUCCUGGAGAUACGGCUGGGGGCCCUGCCCGUGCCGGUGCCGGUGCAGGAGUCCCAGGAGCAAGCAGCACGGCAGCAGGGCUGCUUCCAUGCGCUAUGGCAGGACCUGGAGGAGCUGGUGGAGCAGGGAGAGCUGAGCUGCUGCGGCUCCCCCAGUUACCCCGAGAGCAUCAGUCCCUCCAAGAACCUGACAGCAACGCUCCUGACUCGAGAUGGAGGAGUUCCUAUGGAGGUGAGGUCUGUUUACUCCCUCGACCACACGUGUGCUGGCAGAGUCUCUUCAGCCCUGAAGAUGCACGUGGCUCAGAAAGUCCUGGAGAUACAGCUGGGGGCCCUGCCCGUGCCGGUGCCGGUGCAGGAGUCCCAGGAGCAAGCAGCACGGCAGCAGGGCUGCUUCCAUGUCCUGGCAUUGUCUCUCCCUCCUUACACUGACUACAGAAGAAGCCCCAACGGUUAG
This is a messenger RNA of Pezoporus flaviventris, 1087 nucleotides long. RefSeq lists its product as uncharacterized. Lineage: Eukaryota; Metazoa; Chordata; Aves; Psittaciformes; Psittacidae. The transcript has 4 exons. The record is from RefSeq and is a predicted model, not a curated record. The coding region runs from base 2 to 1087 and encodes 361 amino acids.